This is a messenger RNA of Diorhabda sublineata, 2389 nucleotides long. RefSeq names its product WD repeat-containing protein 75. NCBI's taxonomy places the organism in Eukaryota, Metazoa, Arthropoda, Insecta, Coleoptera, Chrysomelidae. The transcript is spliced from 10 exons. Gene Ontology annotation, biological process: positive regulation of transcription by RNA polymerase I; positive regulation of rRNA processing. Bases 109 to 2331 code for a protein of 740 amino acids. The record is from RefSeq and is a predicted model, not a curated record. Gene Ontology annotation, cellular component: nucleolus. Gene Ontology annotation, molecular function: RNA binding; protein binding.
AGAUUAUAUUUAAAUAUAACCUCAAUCUAAUGUUAUUUUCGAAUACAAAUAUUUUACUAUAACCUCGUGGAUACUCGCAAUUUAUAAAUUAAUUCUAUAUGUUAUAAAAUGGUUGAAAGUGAUAAUAAGGUGGAAAUAACAGUGAAUUAUAAAGGUGGAGGAUCUUUCGUUAAACUUCCUCCCCAAUUUUCUAAUGAUGGACAACUUAUUUUUAUGUCUUCCAAGGAAAGUGUAUUAGAAUACAACGCAAAUACAUCUAAAUUAGUACAUCAGUAUAAAUGCCCCGGCCGAAUAAUCGGAUUUAGUUACCACGUUUUUGAGAAUAAUUGUUAUAUCACAGCUUGUACCCGAGAUGGAAUAAUGACUACAUGGAAAACUGUUACUCGUUUUAAAAUUGCUGAAAAAAAGCUACCGCAGCAAAACAUCCGCACUUUCCAAGUUGUCCAACAAGAAAGUGAGGAUUUUAAAGCGAUAUAUUCUCAUAGCAAUGGCAAAAUCUUUCAUUUCACAUUGUGGAAUGGAGAACUUAACAAAUCAAAUAACUAUAAUUUAAUCUUGGAUAAAAAAUUUUUCAUUAAUGCCAAUAAAAACUUUUUUGCUGUAGCACAUGGAAAUCAAGUUUGUUUUAUUAAAUUGAAUGAUUUCAAAUCCGUUUUUAGGUCUUAUAUAAAUGACUCGCGUAAGUUAACGUGUAUAUCCGUUCAUCCAUCUGAAGAGCUGGUACUUACUGGCGACUCUACUGGUCGUGUUUUAGGAUGGUACAAUAUAUUCUCCGAUAGAGCAAAAAAUACAGUUUUUCAUUGGCACACAUUACCAGUUCAAACUGUUUCUUUCUCAAACACUGGUAGCUACUUUUACACCGGUGGAGGAGAGUCGGUGUUAGUUAAAUGGCAAUAUGAAAAUCAAAACGAUAGGAAAUUUGUACCUCGUAUUCCAGGAGAAAUAUGCCAGAUUGCAGUAGCUGCUAAUAAUUUGUACGUAGCUGUAUCUACAAAUGAUAACGCAGUUAGAAUUUUCAAUAAUACUUUGAAUCAAGUUGGUUUGAUUCAAAAUUUGGUACUGGCACAACAUUUCGACAGUGGCAUUGUUUACGAUACACGAACCAGGGCGCUUAUUAUGAAUGGCAAUCAAGGACACGUUCAGUUUUAUUCGCCAGAUGACUUGUCUCUACUUUACAGUGUUGAUAUUACAGGACAAAAUAAAAUUACGAACGAGCGGGAAACAACAAUGAUUAAUACCGAAAUAAAAAAAGUUACGAUUAGUAAAAGUGGACUUUGGUUUGCUACUGUAGAAGAAAGAAAUGACAAAGAAUAUAAUCAUGAAAUUAGACUGAAAUUUUGGCAAUUUGACGAAUUUAAGCAAGAAUUUCAUCUGAAUACCUCCGUGGAGUAUCCCCAUGAAGCUAGUAUUAACAGUAUGUUAUUUCAACCAAUACAAAAGGAUCGGGAAUUGAAAUGCGUUACAAUUGGUGAUGACAAUAAGUUCAAAAUAUGGCAAUUAAUUGAAUCUGAAAUAUUAUCCAGUACACAGUUAUCAUGGAAGUGUUUUGGAGUUGGUUUCUACAGGAACCUUUCGUGUAACGCUUUAUCUUUCUCAAUAGAUGGAUCCCUGUUUGCAACUGGCUUUGAGAAAAUAUUAACAGUUUGGACACCGGAUACUAGUUUACUUAAAUGCUCAUUAGUACAUCCUCUUCAUAAACAAAAUUUGAGAUAUGUACAAUUUGGACAUGGUAAUCUGUGUCAUUUAUUGGUAGCCGCUAGUAAUAAUCAAUUGAGCGUUUGGAAUAUUUUAACUCUUUCUAUGACUUGGACAGUUCCGAUUUCGGUGUCAUUUUUAAUUGCGGAUUCUCUAUCAACGCAUAUGGCUAUUAUCACCAAUGAUAAGAAAGUAUUUGUUUUUUCGCCAAACUCAAGUCAACCAGUAUACGUCAACAACGAAAUACUAAGGAAAUUUAAAUCUAUAAAAGCAUGCAGUUUUGUUCCAAGUAAAAAUAGCAACGACCUUAGGCUAAACUGGUACGAAAGGUCACAAUUGUAUUUUAUAACAUCAGAAAAUGAACUAUACUGUAUGUGUGAAUCAAGCUUGAUGUCUCAAACUGCAACAGACGAAUAUACAGAUAUACAAUCUGUUUUUAGUAUGAUACAACCAAAUAUUAAAUCCAGCUCCGUACAAAAAAUCACUGCACAAAAGCAUUUAUUUGAAAAAGACAAGGAACAUAGGACGCUCAAAACCUAUCUUGAAAGUCCUAUACAUACGUUGCCUCCGAUCAGAUUCUCUUGUUACUCUAUUAUAAAAUCAUUUGUUAUACAAGACGAUGCAGAUGAAGAAUAAAAUAUAUUUUUUAAUUACUUUUAAUUUUGUUCAUUCCCAAAUUUGUGUUGAUAUACAA